Messenger RNA from Antechinus flavipes (yellow-footed antechinus), 939 nucleotides. Its product is annotated as olfactory receptor 6C2-like. Gene Ontology annotation, molecular function: olfactory receptor activity; G protein-coupled receptor activity. Lineage: Eukaryota; Metazoa; Chordata; Mammalia; Dasyuromorphia; Dasyuridae. The transcript has a single exon. The record is from RefSeq and is a predicted model, not a curated record. Gene Ontology annotation, cellular component: membrane. Bases 1 to 939 code for a protein of 312 amino acids. Gene Ontology annotation, biological process: G protein-coupled receptor signaling pathway.
AUGAGAAAUAACACAGGCAUAACUUUAUUCAUUCUUCGGGGAGUGACAGAUGAUCCACGGAUGCAGAUUCUUCUUUGUAUCUUUCUGUUUCUGACCUACAUCCUGAGUGUAACUGGGAAUUUGACCAUCAUCAUCCUCACUCUGGUGAAUCCCCUCCUUAAAACCCCCAUGUACUUUUUCCUCAGGAACUUUUCCUUCUUAGAACUGUUAUUGACAACUGUCUGUAUUCCCAGAUUCCUGUACACCAUGUCAACUGGGGAUGAUACUGUGACCUAUAAUGCAUGUUUUACUCAGGUAUUUUUUGUAGUUCUUUCUGCGGCUUCAGAGUUUUUUCUCUUGGCUGCCAUGUCUUAUGACCGCUAUGUGGCUAUCUGCAAACCUUUGCAUUAUUCAGCCAUCAUAAACAACAGAGUCUGUUACCAGUUACUCCUAGGUUCUUGGGUGUCUGGGUUGAUGAUUCUGCUUCCACCAUUUGGUGUGGCUCUUCAACUAGAAUUUUGUGACUCCCAUAUCAUUGACCAUUUUCUCUGUGAAGCAACACCAUUAAUAGACAUCACAUGCUCUGAUACACAGCUCCUAGAAAGGAUGAUUUUAGUCUCUGCUGUGUUGACACUCAUCAUCACCUUAGUGUUAGUGGUUCUAUCUUAUGCCUAUAUUAUCAGGACUAUUCUGAGAUUCCCCUCAGCUGAGCAAAGGAAAAAAGCCUUUUCCACUUGUUCCUCUCACAUGAUUGUUGUUUCAGUGGCUUAUGGAAGCUGCAUUUUCAUCUAUAUUAAACCUUCUGUAAAAGAAGGGGUGGCUUUGAAUAAGGUAGUGUCGGUAUUUGGAAUCUCAGUGGCACCAGUAAUGAAUCCAUGUAUUUAUACCCUGAGGAAUAAACAAGUGAUAAAAGCUUUUAGAGACACAUUGAAAAAGAUUGCAUUGAUUUCAAAGUUAUGA